Molecule: messenger RNA, 1509 nt
Organism: Aplysia californica (California sea hare)
Lineage: Eukaryota; Metazoa; Mollusca; Gastropoda; Aplysiida; Aplysiidae
Source: RefSeq, a predicted model, not a curated record
GCACACUGCACGCUGCACACUCACACACACGCACACAUACACUACACACACACACCUUCUCGUGCACACUGACUCAGCGAAAACAAUAGGCUACGUUGUUGCAACACAGUUUGGGAGGAGACUCUUGCCAUUUGAGCGGUGAAAACUCGGAGCUCUUCGUGCGAGAGCCGAGAAGAUUACAAAAGCCGUGACCGUCUCUGUCUGUCUGUGGCCUGAUGCCGGUCCUGGGUUUUUGGGACUUACAGUCCGGUAGUGUUAGAUCUUGAUAUAUAGACUAGAAGUAGUCUUGGAGUGUUUACGGCGGCUAUAAAACCUUCACGACACAGUAUCAGCGAUAUCGACGCGCGUUUCCCUGUGACAUAUUCCUCUCUCGUGUGUUCUGUGUGCGAGUGUGUUGUAGUUUUUUUUUGUGUGUGUUAACAUCGUGGAGUUGGGCGUCGAGCCGGCAACAGUCCAGCAACCCAGCGCAGCAUGGAGCCGCCCAGCACAGAGCAGCACGCAGACAUUCUCCCCCUGGCCUUCCACAUCCUGUGGCGGGCCGCUCAGGCCGAAAGACGACUGGACCACGCGCAUGCGCACAGAACACAGCGGGAAGACUUCGCUAAGUCCAGAACCAAGUCAACUGACAGCACCUACGAGAACGUCAUGGCACAGAAACUGGCUGAGAACAUCAUGAAAGAUUCGAACCCUGGCCUUGAGACGACCGGUCCCCGCGUUCCGCCCACUGCCCAGGCCGGGGUAGUCGUGCUGGACUGCGAGGACGGCGAGAAGCUGGUGAAAAAAGUGUUCCAGGGCGCCAGGGACGCGUCUGGUCUCUGCCGGGCUGAGGAUCUGCUCGUUGAUUGGCUGAACAGCGAACUGACGUCACAGCAUUCCCGCAAGGUGGACGUGACUGUGUACCUGAGUGACCCCCCGCAAGGCACCACGGCGGACGGGAUUAGGCUGUGGUGGAGAAACUUGGUGGAGGAGCCUAUCUCCCCCCGGGAGUGGCCCACCCUCCUGUCUCUCCUCACAGACCGGAGCGCCCUCUCCUCCCUAGAGAGCUGCUACACCGCGGCCAGCCAACGCCUGGACGACCUGCUGGACUCUGGCUCAAGGACGUAGACGGGGGACUGACCACACCACUCUGGUGGGACCUAGGGGGGAGGGAGCAUGAAAAAAUGGUGGGGGGAGGGGGUGGGGGGGAGUGAGCUGCACGAAACCAGGAUGGAAUAUUGUGACUGCAUGCUGCUGUGAAGUUACUGAGGAUCAGAUGGAUAGACUGGAUCACCAACGAAGAAGUAUUAAGAAGGACGAGAUAGAGCCCAGUCAGACACGAGGUGGGAAGAAAGUGUUGGCGAUAGAUUGGACUCACUUUCAGGAAAUCAAGCAGGUGCAUAUCAAGGAAAGUGUUAGACUGGAGUCCACAGUGUACACGAUCGAGGGGAGAGAACACGGGGAACCUGGAGAAGAGUCACGGAAAUGGAUGUUCAGAAAAGUAGGAAGACAUGGAGUGACAUCAAGCGACUA